Nematolebias whitei (Rio pearlfish) is the source of this 1912-nucleotide messenger RNA. RefSeq names its product protein O-mannosyl-transferase TMTC1-like. Gene Ontology annotation, molecular function: protein binding; mannosyltransferase activity. The transcript is spliced from 14 exons. Gene Ontology annotation, biological process: protein O-linked glycosylation via mannose. The record is from RefSeq and is a predicted model, not a curated record. NCBI's taxonomy places the organism in Eukaryota, Metazoa, Chordata, Actinopteri, Cyprinodontiformes, Rivulidae.
AUGGAGGGGUUCGGGUUCAGCGCUGGUUUUAUAGCCAAGAUCCAGGUGCUGUACAGUAACAUUGAGAGUGUGCUGAAAGUCAACGAGGAACCGCUAAUCUGUGGUGCAAGACUAGACGUUUCCGAUAGCACGGUACCAGGUCUGUCAGGGGUGCUGUGUGGGUCUGGGAUGGUGACUCUGAGGCGGCUGGUGGAGACGGCCGGUCCGGACUUCUCCAGCGUCCGGGAGGUGCUUUCGCUGCUUGGAGUCCGGUCUGCCAGGCUGUGGCAUGAGAACAGGGAAGUUUUGGUUGGAUUAUUGUUCCUGGUGUUUCCCUUCAUUCCUGCCACAAACCUUUUCUUCAGGGUAGGAUUUGUUGUUGCUGAGAGGGUUCUCUACAUGCCCAGCAUGGGUUACUGUAUCUUGGUGACUCAUGGUUUUGGUCGUCUGUGUUCGGUGGCGAGUCGCUGGGGCAACUUGCUCCUUGGUGGCUCCAUGUUCCUCCUGCUCCUGCUUUUCUCCUGGAAAACUGUUCAACAGAACAAAGUCUGGCACUCCAGGGAGGCCCUUUUCCUUUCUGGUAUUCAGACUCUGCCUCACAAUGCCAAAAUCCACUACAACUAUGCUAACUUUCUUAAAGACAUCGGCCGGCACCAGGAAGCCAUCUACCACUACAACAUUGCUCUCAGGUGAGAUUGCCAAUAAGGAUUGAAUACACCAGUACAUCUCAAGGAAAGGGGCAGUGUUUUGAUGACCAAAAUCGGCCCAGCUCACAACAGAGCAGUUCAAAACUCGAAUAAUUAGCUGAAGUCUCAGAGGAAGGAGAACGAGGCCGAGGCUCUACUGAAGGACUCUAUUAACUAUGGUCCAAAUUUUGCUGAUGCCUACUCCAGUUUGGCUUCACUCUAUGCUGACCAGAAACGCCUAUCUGAGGCAAAGGAAGUGUAUUUAAAAGGUAUAGGAAACUGUCCAGACAGCUCCGACCUUCGUAACAACUAUGGAGUAUUUCUAGUGGAUGCAGGAGAAGGCCACCUGGCUGUUGCCCACUACCGGGAAGCAAUACGACUUAAACCAGAACAUUUUGUUGCAAUGGUGAACCUGGGCCGUCUUCUGCGAUCGUUGAAUGAAAACGAAGAGGCAGAGUUUUGGUACAAAAGGGCCCUGCAAGUGACCAGGAAAGUGGACAUCCUGACUCCCCUUGGAGCGCUGUACUACAACACAGGACGCUAUGAAGAAGCGCUGCAGGUGUACAGAGAGGCUUCAGCCCUGCAGCCAGAUAGCACUGAAAUCUGGUUAGCUUUGGCUCAGGUUUUGACCAUGGCUGAUCGCAACACAGAGGCAGAGAAGAUGACCUUGGACAUCAUAUCCAGAGAAGGCAGCUGUAUCGAAUGUUAUCGGCUCUUGUCUGCCAUCUACAGCAAGUGGGGGAACUACACGGAGGCUCUUUGGGCUCUGGACAUGGCCUUGCAGCAAAAUCCCAGUGAUCUGACUGUUAGAGCAGAGCUAUAUUUCUCUAAAGGAAAUCUGAUGAGAGAGAUGAAUCAGCUGGAUCAAGCCUUUGAGAGCUACAAGCUGGCUGUUAAACUUAAACCAGACCAGUCCCAGACCUGGAUGAAUAUGGGAGGAAUUCAACACAUCAAGGGAGACUACGCAGCUGCCAGGAUGUACUACCAGCAGGCCCUGCUUCUAAGUCCUGGUUCCAAACUUUUGAAGGAAAAUUUAGCCAAGCUGCAACGUCUGGAGAAAAGACUGGCAGGAGGAACAUAACAACAUUUACUGAUCCUGACACAUUCUGCACGUGUUGACGUCUGUCUCAUGGAAGCCCAAACACCAGCGGCCAGGCUUUAGGACCAAACAAACCUUUGUCCAAAUACAACUUUCUUUUGACUGUGGGGAGUCAAAGAGACUACAGUCCAGAAUACUACCACUAAUU